AUGGGGGCCACGUGUUGGCAUCCACCCUGCUCGACAACAACGGCCACUCACAACGUAGCAAUAAUAUCCGAGAGUCACAUACUCUAUCACACAACUACCAUCUCUAAUCCUGUUUCGUACGUGAACGCCCUCUCUCCGAGCUUCAACAGUUCCUUGGACAUCCUCAUAUUGCAAGUCUCCAUCUCCACCAGAUUUUUUUCGCUAGGCAGAGUGCCGCUGCGUGACCGUCAGGGGCGCUAUGCUGUCCACCAUCCAUAUCGAGAACUACUACUCCAAGUAGUGACUAUCACAGAUGUACUUAAUGGUAUGCGGGCGAGAGAAAAGCAGCAACUGAUUUACAAUUGGGCGUUACGUGUCAGGACGAUUAUUGAGAUUUGGAAAAUGGAGUGA
Molecule: messenger RNA, 390 nt
Organism: Babesia bigemina
Lineage: Eukaryota; Apicomplexa; Aconoidasida; Piroplasmida; Babesiidae
Exons: 3
Coding region: 1-390 (129 amino acids)
Source: RefSeq, a predicted model, not a curated record